UUUGCCAACAUUCAUUAACAGGAGAAGAAGAAGUACUGUUGUUAGCCUGCUAUGCUAACAUCCAACAGAACAUGAUGCUACUCGGCUAAAUGCUUUCGGAUCAAGUCUUCUACUACACACGUGGUUUUGUUGCGUUUAUAACAAUUGUCGGCAGAAGUAAAGCAAGUCGCCAUCUUCCGUAUUCGGUCUUCGCUGCGUUCUCGGAGAAGUUAGCUUCACUAAAGCGUUUGAAUGGAAAUGUCUACAAUCCAGAGUUUAAGACAGUUUAUCAACGAGAGGUUACAAACUGCUGCUGAAGACAUAUUAGGAUGUUUUGAAGCGACUGUCGCAAAGUACGAGGAUGAGAUCGGUCGUCAGCGCAGACUGCUGGAUGUAACUUUGAAACCUGUAGUAAAGCUGCAGAGAAUAGAGCUCCCACAGCGACAUGUCUGUAUCAAGGAAGAGUUUCCUGCUGACCUGCUGGAGAGGAACCCCAGUCCAGACCAAGAGGAGCCAGAACCUCCACAGAUUAAGGAGCAACAGGAGGAGCACUGCAUCGAGCUCCCAGAGCAACACUUUCUUAAAGAGGAAGAGUUUCCAUCUGACCAGCAGCUCUGGAGCCUUGAGAGGAACCCCAGUCUGGACCAAGAGGAGCCAGAACCUCCACAGAUUAAAGAGGAGGAGGAGAUCUGCACCAGUCUGGAAGUGGAGCAGCUUGUACUGAAGCAGGAGGAUCAAGAUAACCUUUUGUUGAAUACUACUUUCAAGGAAAGUGACCACAGUGAACCAGAACCAAGUGACCACCAGCUCCUCUCCCACAGCUCAGCUCAGAGCCAAGAUCUCAAAGGAGGCCAGCAUGGAAACUCAACAUCAGUUAGUAAUGCUGAGCAGGCAUCAGAAAAGGGAUAUCAUGUCAUCACAGUAGCAAAAGAAAGCACAAGUCCCAGUAACCUUGCAUGUAGCACUACCAUGUCAAAGAUUGUGCAGAAUAUCUGCAAGAGUAAAAAGGUUUUCCAGUGUGACACUUGUGGAAAAGUCUUUAAGUGGAGGUCACUGUUAAAAAUACAUCUGAGAGUCCACACAGGGGAAAAAACGCAUUCUUGCGAAAUGUGUGCAAAAUGUUUCGCAACUAGCACAAGUUUGAAGAUCCACACAUUAUCACACACGGGCGAGAAACCUUUUUCUUGCAAAACUUGUGGGAUAAGUUUUAGUGCGAGAAAUACCCUUAAGAGACAUGAGAGAACGCACACGGACGAGAAACCUUUUUCUUGCAAAACUUGUGGGAAAUGUUAUACACGUGGAUGUAAGUUGAAAGUCCACUUGAGAAGCCAUAAAGGUGAGGAGUCGUAUCCCUGUACAACUUGUGGGGAAAGAUUUGUUAGUAUAUCACUUCUAACCAAACAUUUGAGUACCCACACAUAGCAAAACUGAUAUUUUUAUAAAAUGUUGGAAAGAUCUCUGACUUGCCAGUUUAUACAAAGUCCACAGGAGAAUACAUCCAGUUGAGAAGCCACACCAUGGCAACACGAGAGGGAUACGAUUUGCUCAAGCGUUGUCAAAAAAGUUGUUACUUAGUUAUUGAUUCAUUAAUUAGUGAUACAACAGUUAGCGAAAACGACACUGGAAAUGUUUCCAGGGGACCAAAAAAGUUAUGAACCUAGUUGUAGUUCAAUGCUUUAUGAAGUUCUAUCACCACUGAUGAGGAGCAGACUUCAAUAACUUCACAAAGCAUUGAACUACAGCCAGGUUCAUCACUUACAUCUACACAAGAGAGAUUGUCUACAUUUGCAUUAGCUGCAUCUUUGUAACUGAAUGUGGAAAAUAUCCCAUUGAGGAGACAUCACAAUAUCUUUGAUGCAGUACAUGGUCAACAACAUUUGCUGAAGUACCCACGUUUCUGUUCUUCAUGUGACUGUCAUUGAUAUUUACAUCUGCAAAGGAAGUGAUGUUUUCACCCAUGUCUCUUUGUUUAUUCAUUUGUCAGCAAUUUAUACCAAAUGGUGCAGGAAGGGGACGGGGGUGAGAGAAAUUGAUUGGGUUAAAGUGGCAGAUCCAGGAUAUUUUAUUAUCACUGAAUGAUGAGAGAUGGUUUCAAUGUGUCAGGAAAGACUGUCGAUCAUGAUGUAAAAAUCUGACAUUUUUGUUGUACAGAGAUUUAUAAGAACACAGUAUGUGGUGCAGAUUAUCAGAUGACUUCCCUUUUUCUUUUCUCUAUUUAUUUCAAAAGAAUAAAAUCUCUAUUUAAUGUGUACACAGUCCUAAAUGACUCUCACUGUAAAUGGUUAUUAUUUUGUACUACGUGUAUUCAAUACUUCAGUGCAUGUGCAGUUUAUAAAAAUUUUUUGAAUUAU
Messenger RNA from Hippoglossus stenolepis (Pacific halibut), 2330 nucleotides. Its product is annotated as zinc finger and SCAN domain-containing protein 2-like. NCBI's taxonomy places the organism in Eukaryota, Metazoa, Chordata, Actinopteri, Pleuronectiformes, Pleuronectidae. The coding region runs from base 232 to 1401 and encodes 389 amino acids. The transcript is spliced from 3 exons. The record is from RefSeq and is a predicted model, not a curated record.